Messenger RNA from Trematosphaeria pertusa, 2334 nucleotides. RefSeq lists its product as uncharacterized. The record is from RefSeq and is a predicted model, not a curated record. Lineage: Eukaryota; Fungi; Ascomycota; Dothideomycetes; Pleosporales; Trematosphaeriaceae. Gene Ontology annotation, biological process: aromatic amino acid biosynthetic process. The coding region runs from base 1 to 2334 and encodes 777 amino acids. Gene Ontology annotation, molecular function: 3-deoxy-7-phosphoheptulonate synthase activity. The transcript is spliced from 5 exons.
AUGCCUAGUUUUCCAUUUUCCAAUUCCAUAAAAGAAAUGAUUGAAUUCAGGACGUACCAAAAAAGAAACGUCGGCAGGAUCAAUCUUGACGGCCAUUUUCUUGGUUUGCCCCGCACCUUUGUCCUUCACACUCAGGUUCUUCAUCGCUUCGCCGAGUGCCUUGCUAUCGACAUCUUUCUUUGCGGAGGAAUCGUCGUCUUGGGCGUCGAGCGAGGAGAGGGCGGCGGCGGCUUUGCGGUCUUCGGCGGAGCCGGCAGGUGCUUGCGGUUCGGAUGCGCCCUCGUGGAUGUUGGAGGGUUGUGGUUCUUCGGCCAUGAUGAUUAUGAAUUAAGAGACGACGUGGCGAAUGGUCGCCCUCAUGUAAGAACACCCCUCUACAUUCCGCAUGUGGCUCUAACAACCUCAGCCUGGCGAGCAAAGCCAAUAAAACAAGUAGUCACAUAUGAUGAGCCGACUGCCGUGUCAUCCGCCUUGGCAAAACUCUCAAGCUUACCGCCCAUUGUUACGCCGACCGAAAUUGCCAAGCUUAAAUCAAGUCUCCGAGAUGCAGCAUUAGGGAAAGCAUUCCUGCUUCAGGGCGGCGAUUGUGCCGAACUGUUCUCCUACUGUGCGGAUGACCCGAUUGAUGCCAAAAUCAAGCUCCUGCUUCAAAUGAGCUUAGUCCUCAUUUGGGGUUCCAAUAAGCCGGUCAUUCGCAUUGGUCGAAUGGCAGGCCAGUACGCUAAGCCCAGGUCCAGCCCCACCGAAGUCGUGAACGGCAAGGAGAUCCCUAGUUUCCGAGGCGAUAUACUAAAUGGCUUCGAUCCUGCGCACCGUAAGGUGGAUCCGGAGAGACUGGUCAGCGCUUACUUCCAUUCGGCUACGACGUUGAAUUAUAUCCGUGGCCAGUUAUCCAGUGGCAUCGCUGACCUGCAUAACCCCAUGGACUGGGGACUUGGCCAUGUUCGGGAUAAGGAACUGCAGUCGAAGUACCAGAGGAUCGUCACGAGCAUCUCAGAUUCACUUCGAUUCAUGCGGACUAUAGGCGCAGAUACCGCAGGACAGUUGCAGACGGUCGAUUUGUACACCAGUCACGAAGGCUUGGUUCUAGAGUACGAACAAAGCUUGACGCGGAGACUCAAACAUCCUGCGGGCUACCAGCCCUCACAGCCCUCAUCUGAUGGGAAAGGCUGGUACAACACGUCCGCACACUUCAUCUGGAUUGGUGACCGGACGCGGCAGAUUGAUGGAGGGCACGUUGAAUACUUCCGCGGCAUUGAGAAUCCGAUCGGAAUCAAGGUCGGCCCGUCGAUGAAGUCGGACGAGUUAGUUGAACUGCUCGACAUCGUCAAUCCCACGAAGGAGAUCGGCAAGGUCACGCUGAUUACGCGCUAUGGCAAAGACAAGGUGGAUUCAAUGCUGGGAACCCAUAUUGAGGCCGUAAAGAGUAGCGGGCAUGUGGUUUUAUGGCAGUGCGAUCCAAUGCACGGAAACACCCAUAGCACGCCUACCGGCAUCAAAACCCGCUCUUUCAACAGCAUCUUCUCAGAACUCUCGUCAGCCCUAAAGAUUCACAAACAGCACGGCUCGUUCCUCGGCGGCAUGCAUCUCGAACUUACUGGUGACGCGGUCACAGAGUGCACCGGUGGAAGCGAAGGACUUGCGGAGGCGGACCUGAGUCUGAACUACACGACUUACUGUGAUCCUAGGCUUAACGAGAAGCAAGCCUUGGAGCUGGCUUUCUUAGUUGCUGGACACUACCCAUCAAAAGGUGCUCGGGUCGCUGGCGCAAGCGCUCGUAAAUAUCCCACUCGUCCGCCUCCAAAUACAACAACUCGUGCUCCGCCGGUUUCACCGGCUCCUCCACAGUCUGCAAAAGCUGGGCCUUCCGUACGCCCGCCACCACAGGCUAGCGAUGCAAAGACAGAAGCAAUUGAUCUCGACGCCCGCGAUCCUGUCUUUGCCUCCCGCCUCAGUUCGCUCGGCGCGGUCCAGCCUAAUCCCCACUAUUCGCCCACGUCUACCUCCUCAUUCGAUCCGCAGCGUAAUCCCUCGUCUACCUUUCCAUCCGACAUGAUGUCUGCGCCGCCGCAAUCGGCCUUCCCAGAUCCACGAGAUAAUCCAGCCCUACGGGUGCUGGAGGCGAGACAGAGAAUACAAGAGGAAGCGCAAGCAGAGUUAAGCAACGUGGGCAGAAGAGGGUUUCAGGGAAGGAAAUAUGUAGAUGCGGGCACCAUACAGUUGGCGUUGAUGAGAAGACAGCGAGGCGAGCCAGACAGCAGAAUUGAGGAUGCGCUCGGGAUCAAGAGGGGUAGGCUGAGCAUCCUUGGGAAGGGGAUUGCGGAGUCAGUAUAA